GCUGCAAGCAUUGUUUCCUUUGUAAUCCCGCGAUGCAGCCACUUCUCAGAAAACGCUUCUUCUUUUUGUCCUCUUCUUCACCGUCUGCAGCUACCGAGCUUCUCGUUCAGCUUCAAGCACGUCAAUCAUCAUCUUCUCCCCAUCAUGAGUCCCGAAACGUGAGGGUUUCGGUGUGGUGGGAUUUUAAGAAUUGCAACGUGCCCGCAGGAGUAGACGCUUCGAAAGUAACUCCUGCAAUCACUGAGGCCGUUAGAGCCAAAGGAAUUAAAGGUCCUCUUCAUAUCAACGCUUUCGGCGACGUUCAGCAGCUCUCCAAGCUCGACCAGGAAGCACUUGCUUACACCGGCGUUAAUUUCAUCCACGUUCCUUACGGUGGAAGGAAUAGUGUGAAUAUUCUUGUUGAUAUUAUGUUUUGGGUGUACCAAAAUCCUCCACCUGCGCAUCUAUUUCUGAUAUCUGGUGAUAGAGAUUUUGCUGGCAUAUUACACAGGUUAAGAAUGAAUAAUUACAAUAUCUUGCUUGCUAGUCCUGGGAACGCUCCUGCUGUUCUUUGCAGUGCAGCAACUAUAAUGUGGCAGUGGUCUUUGUUGCUUAAGGGAGAAAAUCUUAUUGGAAAACAUUUCAACCAUCCUCCUGAUGGUCCGUUGGGUUCUUGGUAUGGAAACUUUAAGGUGCGACUUGAAAACCCAUUCUCGGCUGCGGUGCAGUCUACGUCUUUAGACAAUGAGGAUGUCUGUGAACCUUCCUUGGACUUAGAGUUAGGUGAGGUUUCAAAGUCGUUUGUACAGCAGGUUAAGCAUAUAUUGAGUUCACAUCCGAAAGGGAUCUCCAUUACAGAUCUUCGUGCAGAGUUGAUAAAAUGUGAUAGGCAUUUGGGUAAGUACUUCUAUGGAGUUAAAAGGUUUGCACAAUUUCUAUUAUCAAUCCCACGUGUACAGCUCCAGCCUUUAGAGGACGGUGGAUUUUGUGUAUGUUUGGUCCCCUCAGAAUCCCCUGAACCAUUUGAGAGCAGUGUUGUGCCAUCAACAAGAUUUUCUGUUAAGAAUGAGGAGAGCGAAAAUGCAGCAACUCCAAAACUCAAUGGUGAGGAUAAAAAUAAGGGUAGACAUGCCGAUGGGACUCCCUCAAUUGCCUCUUUCCAUGAAAGUAGUAUAGAUGAUGAUUCAAAAUCAUCCCAACUGGUCACUCCCCAAGGCAAAACCAUUGGGGGUUAUGUGGAUGGUAAAUCACCAUUUCCUUCAUCAGUUGAAAGACAUGAAUUUAAGCCCCAAAAUGACUUGCAGAAGUCUUCUUCUGCUAGUGAGAAGGCUGUGGAUGUGGCUAAUACACAGCUGCCAACCACAAAUGACAAAGUUUCCAAAACUAAGAUGGGUUCGUUGAGAAAGAGAUCCAAAAAGUCAUCUGAUUAUGACAUUGUUAAGACUGAGGAUGCAAGUCUUAAAAUUAUUGAAGAACAUACAACUUCAAUGAAUAACUCUCCUGGAAGUGAUAACACAACAAUGGAAAACAGUGACAUUGCAGAUUCUGAAUCUGGAAAUUUAGAAGCAAAGAACAACAAUGAGAAUCCAACUAGAAAGGAGGUUGAUGAAGUUUUUCCUAGCCAAAAUUCUUCACCAGUUGAAGACUCUAUGCUUUACAGAAGACUCUGUGGAAUUGCUGAAACUUCAGGCAAAAGCCCAACACUCUUUAGCUGGAUUAGAAGUUGGUGGCCAUUUAGGAAAAGCAAUGAAAAGUCUGAUGAUUUGUCUACUUGUCAGAACAAGGUGGUUAGUCAUUUGGAGGAUUCUAAAUUAUCUGUAUCUGAACGGGACCAGACUGUUAGUCAGUUUGAAGAGCCCAAGUUAUCAGAGCAAGACCAGAAUGCUAGUCAUUCUGGAAAGCCUGAGUUGUUUUCUAGUGAUUCAUUUUGGAAUGACAUGGAAUCUUUUAUUUUCACACCCAAAGGAUCACUUCUUGUUUCCCAGUCGAAAAACAGGGAGGAUAUGGCACAUAAUUUACAAAAUGAUGGACCCCUGAUUCUUAGAUCUCUCACUGAAAAAGAUAUCUUUCAAUUGGUGGAAUUGUUAAUAGCAGAGAAAAAAUGGUUGGUGGAGAGCCCCUCCAAACCAUUUCCUUUUAAGUUAACUCAAUCAGUUCAGAAGAACAAAUUGAUGGACCUAUCCCAUGGUUCAAAUGGUUUGAGAUCUCUCUUUCUAAGCAGAACGUCACUGCCCAACUUGCAAAAAUCGGUUGAACGUGAUAUGGAGAAACACAAUCAGAGUAUUCCUCAUACCAGAGUUUCUGCUACUGCCACUGAAACGAAAUAUACUGAGAGGUCUAGAAAUGAUAUAUUAGAAGACUGUCAGAAACUUGUGAGUGAUAUAUUGAGAGAACACCCAGAGGGAUAUAAUAUCUGUUCUUUCCGAAGACUAUUUGUGGAUAGGUAUGGUUAUCAUCUUGACAUACAGAAGCUUGGUCACCAAAAGUUGACAUCCUUACUAAAGAUAUUUCCUGGAGUCAAAUUAGACUGCACUUAUAUUUUUCCUUCUGUUCCUGCUGUUUGUGCUUCUGACGGGGAUACUUCUAUCCUCAAAACUCAAAUAAACAAUGCCAGUCAGGCUGUCACAAACACAGACAAUGAAUCAUCUUAUUCAGCCCCAAAAGAUACUAAGUUUUACUCUCCUAGGGAGGAAUUAAGUCCUGUUUCUGUUGAGAAUUCCAAUCAGAGCGAUCUGGAAUCAAAAUUAUGUCAGAAAGCCAACGAACUAGAUACAUCAAAGCAUCCUGACUAUGAACCCAUCGUCUCAGAUUAUGAUGCUUCUGAAUCCGACGGAGAUUACUCUUAUUUAACUCAACCAGAAGAGCAGGGAAAGCGAAAAUGUAAUGAACUAGACAGUUCUUUUUGGCAGGCUCUGGAUUCAUGGCACAGAAGUAAGAAAGGAGAGAAAAGUGUGUCGGACAAUGUUGGCCUCUUGAGUAAUCUGGAGAGUAUAUUAAAUUCAUCCAAUGAAUCGACCCCGGAUAAACUUUCCAAAACUCCUACAGGGAAUUGCAUAGAGAAGCAAAGAUCUCAAAAGAACUGUUCAUUUGUUGAUGACCCAGUCUUUCCUGACAAAGACAGGCUGGUUGAUGGGAUAUUGAAGAGCUUUAAAAAACAAGAUGAGUCAAAGAUUUUGGGUAAUCUCUUCCCAUGUCCUAAACCCUCUUGUGAAGGAGUGACUGCAACUGCAAGGAUUUCAUUUAUGCAUCCAGCGAUGAGGCUCCUUCUCCGAAAGAACCACUUGUUUAUGUCAUCUUUUUCAUAUUUUGUUCGGAUUGAGGCGCGUGAGUUGUCAUCUUCUUCUUCCCGAAAUGUGAAGGUUUCGGUGUGGUGGGAUUUUGAGAAUUGCAGCUUGCCAGCAGAUAUUAAUGCUUCCAAGGUGGCACCGGCGAUCACGGAAGCUGUGAGAGCCAACGGAAUUAAUGGCCCUCUUUCUAUUCACGCUUUUGGUGAUGUUCUACAGUUAUCCAAAGCUAAUCAGGACGCGCUUUUUUACACCGGCAUUCACUUCACCCACAUUCCUGGUGGAAAGAAUAGUGCUGAUAGAUUUCUUCUUGUUGAUCUCUUGCGUUGGGUUUCUGAAAAUCCUCCGCCUGCACAUCUCCUUUUAAUAUCUUCUGAUGGAGAUUUUGCUGGCGUACUACACCGGUUACGAAUGAAUAAUUACAAUAUCUUGCUUGCUAGCACAGCAUGUGCUCCUGAUGUCCUCUGCAGCGCAGCAACUAUAAUGUGGCAUUGGUUUUCAUUGCUUAAGGGAGAAGAUAUUUUUGGGAAACAUUUUAACCAUCCUCCUGAUGGUUUGCUUGGUUCUUGGUAUGGAAAUUACAAGGUGACUCUUGAUAGCCCGUUCAAAGCCGGUGAGCAGUCUACAUCUUUACAAAAUGUGGAGAUAUGUAAACCUUCCUUAGAUUUAAAGGCAGCUCCAGCUCCAGCUCCGGCUCCAGUUCCUAAUUCAGUUGUAAGGCAGGUUUGGCGUAUAUUGAAAUUUAAUCCAAAAGGGAUCUCAAUUACAGCUCUUCGUGCAGAAUUAACAAGACGGAAUGUGCAGUUAGAUAGAAAAUUCUAUGGAUAUAAAGUGUUCUCUCGCUUUCUAUCAUCAUUGCCAUGCGUACAGGUCAAGCCUUUAGGUGAUGGUAAAUUUCGAAUACAUUUGGUCCCCUCAGAAUCCCCUGAACCUGUUGAUAGCAAAGCUGUACAGUCAAUAAUAUCUGCUGUUAAGAUUGAUGAAAGGGGAAAUGUAGCAACUCCAAAGCUAAAUGGUGAGGAUAGAAAUAAGGCUAGUGAAGCAAAUGAGACACCCUCAACUGCCUCAAUCCAUGAAAGAAGUAUGGGUGAUGAUUCAAAAUCAUUCCAGCCAGUCACUUCACUAGGAAGACCCAUAGAGGAAUAUGUAGAUGUUAAUUCUUCUGUGUGUAGUGAGAAGGUUGUAGAUAUGGCUACUGCACAACUGUCACUCAAGGACAGCAAUGUUUCCAAAACUGAGACAGGUUCCUUAAAAACAAAUUAUAAAGAGUCUCAUGACAGUGGCAUUGUUGGGCCUGAGGAUGCAUGUCAUAAAAUUCUGGAAAAAUGCACUUCUUCAAGGAAUCACUCUGAAAAUUUUAGAGCAAUGAACAAAUAUGAGAAUACAACUAGAAAGGAGGUUGAUGAAGUUUGUCACAGCCCAUAUUCUUCAUCAAUUGAUUACUCUCUGGUUGAGAAAAGACCCGAUGAAAGUGCUGAAACUGAUAGGAAAGGUCCAACAUUCUUUAGCUGGACCAAAAGCUGGUGGUCAUUUUGGAAAAACAAAGCAAAGUCUGGUGAUUCAACUGCUCAUCAAAAUGAGGUGGUUAGUGAUUUUGAGGAUUCCAACUUAUCUGAACUAGACCAGAGAGUCCAGACUGUUAGUCAUUUUAAAGAGGGGUUAUCUGAAAUGGAACAGAAUGUUAUUCAUUCUGGAAUGCUCGAGUUAUUUUCUAGUGGUUCCUUUUGGAAUGAGAUAGAAUCUUUUCUUUUCACUCCCAAAGGAUCUCAUCUUGUUUCCCAGUCAAUAACCAGGGAGGAUAUGGCACAUAAAUUACACAAGGAUGGAACCCUGGUUCUUAGAUCUCUCACUGAAAAUGAUAUCCUUCAGUUGGUGGAGUUGUUAAUAGUGGAGAAAAAGUGGUUGGAGGAAAGCCCCUCCCAAGCAUUUCCGUUUAGGCUAACUCAAUCAGCUUGGAAAAACUCAUUCGUGGGCCAAUCUCAAGGUGCAAAUGGCUUGAGCUCUCUCUUUGUAAGCAGACCAUCACAGUCCAACUUGCAAAAAUCAGUUGAACACAAUGUGAAGAAACACAAUCAUAGUAUUCCUCAGACUAAAGUUUCCACAACUGUCACUGAAACAAAAUAUACCAAGAGGUCUAGAAAUGAGAUAUUACAAGACUCUCAGAAACUUUUGAGUGAGAUGCUGAGGGAACACCCGGAGGGGUAUAAUUUCAGUUCUUUCAAAGGACUAUUUGUUGAUAGGUAUGGCUAUCAUCUUGAUUUACAGAAGCUUGGUUACCAAAACUUGGCAUCAUUUCUACAGAUAAUGCCUGGAGUUAAAGUAGAGUCCACUCAUAUUUUUCCUUCUGUUUCUGCUGGUGGUGCUUCUGAUGGAGAAACUUGUAUCCUCAGAACUCAAUCUACCAAUGCAAGCGAUGCUCAUGCAGUCUCAUACUCAGAUAGUGAAUUAUCUGAUUCAGCCCCCAAAGAUGGUAACGCGGAAUCUCCAUGGGAGGAAUUAGGUCCUGUUUCUGUCAACAAUUCCAAUCAGAGUUAUCUGGAACCAAAAUUAAGUCAGAAAGCCACAGAAUUGGAUUCAUCAAAACAUCCAGAUUAUGAAUCCGUUGUCUCAGAUUCUGAUUAUUCGGAAUCUGAAGGAAAUUCCUCUUGUUUAACUCAACCAGAAGAGCCAGGACAGCGAAAAUGUAAUGAACAAGACAGUUCUUCUUGGCAAGCUCUGGAUUCGUUGCCCAGCAGGAAGAAAGGAGUGCAUAGUGCCAAGAUGGUGGACAAUGUUGAACUCUUUAGUAAAUCGCUGUCGCUGCUUGAUGUUUUAAAUUCACAAAAUGAGUCGACCCAACAUACACCUUCCAAAAUUCCUUCAGGGAAUUUCAUAAAGAAGGAAAGAUCUCGAAAGAAUUAUUCAUUUGUUGCUGACCCAAUUUUAACUAACAACGAGGACAAGCUGACUGAUGGGAUAUUAGAGCGCUACAAAAAAGAUUGAGUUCAAAAUGCAACAACACUGAGGAGGAGUUCCUGGUCUUAGAAUUUCAUAAUAGGAAACUUGGGAUUCUCAUACUAAUGAGUAUUGACAGAUCGAUAUGGUGAGAUGGUUCUUUAUAUUAGAAGUUGCAGUUUCAGCUGCUCUGAGUUCUUUAUAUCAACGAGAUGGUCCGAAUUCUCAUUUUUUUUGUUCAGAUAAUUCUUGUUAUAUUUUAGUUUAGUUAUUAUUUGCGACCGUUGUUAGAACUCUUUUAGUUGUAGUCGUAGUUAUCAAUUUUUUAUAGGGCUUAGCAGCUGAUGCUAAACUGUUAUAACAGGAUAUGGCAUAUUUAAUAAUUUUAUAUACAAAUUUAAUAAGAUUUAAUUAAGCACUUGAAAAGUUGCAAAUUUGAAAUUUUGUUUCUCUUUUUUUUUAUUUUAAAGGUAUAAUCCUUAACUUUUUAAAUUCAUUAAAAAUUGGUUUAUGUGUUCAAUUGAAAUCUGUUUAGUGAUAAAUUAGCCAACAAAAGUUUUACUUAAUCACUGUUAUGUCAUAUUUAUGUAAUUAUUAUUUUUAAUAUUUUAUUUUUUAAUGUCAAUAUUUCAAAAAAGUCUACAAAAUAUUUAUGUUAUUUUAAAAAAUCAAUAAAUAAUUCAAAUGUUUUUGGUUUUUGAGCUUGCAUCUAUCCUUUUUUCAGUCGCCACUGCAACCGUUUAUAGUCAUCUUUCCGGCAAGUUUUCCAACCAGCAACAGUGGAUCUGGUUUGCCUCGUUGUACGCCACCCAACUUCGACUGUCACAUUUCCGUCGGCAAAAAAGUCCCACACAUUAUCUCUCUCUCUCUGAUCUGCGACCAGAUUUUGCUCCAUUUCGGUAUCGGUAAGUGCUCCGACUCGACUCUUCGAACUAACGCUUCUCGAGUUACCGAAUACGAGGUCUUUGGAGAGGUUUAGCCGUACCUCGCACGCAUUUUUCACUAGCUUGUAGAGCUCCAAUGACCCGUCGUUGAAGCUCAGGUCGAAUGCGGCGUUGUUUAAGACCCACACAGAAAUGAUGUGGCGGCGAGCGAGUUGACUCAGCGAGUAAAGAGCGAGUUGGGGAUUGUCUUUGUUGUGAGUCUCCUUGCCGAGAAACCUUGGAGGGUAGGGGCGACAGUGGUGAGGUUGAUUUUUGAAGACAAAGGGGAUAUGAAGUGUGAUGAGGAUAAGGUAUAACAGAGCCACUCCAAUCAAAUUCGAUGGCGGAUGGCUCCUCUCAUCUCCUCCACCACCGGCCACAACCUCGCCCUCGUCAACCAUGGCUGAAUUUCUUGCGGCUCUGACGACCACUGGGGCCCAACUACACCCCCCGGGUACGAAUUCGAUGUAGACACAAAAAUGGA
Molecule: messenger RNA, 7604 nt
Organism: Abrus precatorius (Indian licorice)
Lineage: Eukaryota; Viridiplantae; Streptophyta; Magnoliopsida; Fabales; Fabaceae
Exons: 6
Coding region: 33-6245 (2070 amino acids)
Biological process (GO): regulation of gene expression
Cellular component (GO): peroxisome
Molecular function (GO): RNA nuclease activity
Source: RefSeq, a predicted model, not a curated record